GAUUAAAUCAGAUUGUGUCUGUCAGAGGAUUAUCUCUCCGCUUUCGGCCGCCUCCAGGUCACUGAGGAAUAAUGGGGCUGUGGAACGUCUUUGUUUCCAUCAAGGACCGAGCAGAAAAGUUUCUUAACGAGAAGAACGUGGUGACGGAUGUUCUGGGGAAGCUGGAGCAGAAGACGGGAAUCAAGAAGAAGGUCAUUGCCCUCGGUGCCGUCUCGCUGACUGGACUUUACCUGGUUUAUGGAUAUGGAGCUUCGCUGCUCUGCAACCUGAUCGGCUUCGUCUAUCCAGCUUAUUAUUCUCUCUCUAACCACAGCGUCUUUUCUGACAAACCCACUGGAAUGAUUUGCAGGUGGCGUCGUGUCAGUUGCAUCUUUUUGGGAAGAAAUGUGGGAAAUAGUUCUGGAUAUUUUCCUGGUGUUUGUUUCCAGUGUUUGUUCCUGUUGUGGUGCAUGGCUCCGAUGUCGUGGAACGGCUCCCAGAUCAUUUACAACAAAGUGGUUCGGCCCGUCUUCCUCCGCCAUGAGGCCACGGUGGACAACAUGGUGAGCGACCUGAGCGGGAAGGCCAUGAGCGCCGCCGAGAACCUCACCAGAGAAGUUCUAUCCACUCUGGUGAAGAACAAAACUCUGGUGACACCAAUGCCGCCGGUCGCCCCGCCUGAACCGAAGAGUUUACCAAGUUCAACCGGAGAAACAUCAAACGCUAAAGCUGCUCCAAGGGAGCCGAGCGAAGAAGAACGAAGGUUGUUCAGAUAGCAGCAGAGGAAGAGGAAGAUGCUCUGCGAGGAAGAGGAGCAGAGAUGUUUUUAUCCUGAAUGAUCCAAACAGAAAGUGCUCCUUAUGUCACAGAGACUCGGUUAUAAGCCAUAUUUUUGUAGAACAGUGUUGUAUUUAAUCUGAAUUUAUGAUUUGGAGAUCAUUUAUUGUCUUUAGAAAAUCAGACAGAUACUGGAAGUUGCUGUUUGAUCUACAAGCUAAAUGUCAAAACAAGUUCAGGAAAUGAAAUAAAAUCAAAUCCUAUGACUGGAGGUUCCACUUUAUCAACAGUUCAGAUUAAAGAACUGAAUCUAAAAUGAACCAGUUCACUUUGAAUUUCUGCUUCUUAUUUGCUUCUCUGAAAUGCUGUCAAUUUAUCUGAUACCUUUUCUGCUUUUACUUUACAAUAAGUCAGACCACAGGCAUCCAGAAACUUUGUAUUGAAAAACAAACUUUGACUCAUGCAUUCAUUGAACUCUGUUAGUACGGAAGA
Molecule: messenger RNA, 1248 nt
Organism: Gambusia affinis (western mosquitofish)
Lineage: Eukaryota; Metazoa; Chordata; Actinopteri; Cyprinodontiformes; Poeciliidae
Product: receptor expression-enhancing protein 6-like
Exons: 6
Coding region: 72-755 (227 amino acids)
Source: RefSeq, a predicted model, not a curated record